AUGAAGAACCAGUCAGUAGAAAUAGAGUUCAUUCUUCUUGGACUGACUGAUGAUCCUCAGCUAGAAGCUGUGAUUUUCCUGUUUCUCUUUCUCAACUACAUUUUGAGCCUAAUGGGGAACUUCAUCAUCAUCAUCCUCACUCUACUGGAUCCUCGCCUUAAGACUCCAAUGUAUUUCUUUCUCCGAAAUUUUUCCUUAUUAGAAAUUUCAUUUACGACAGCCUGCAUCCCACGGUUCUUGACCACCAUUUUAACUGGGGACAAAACAAUUUCCUAUAAUGGUUGUGCUGCUCAAUUGUUCUUUUUCCUUUUAGUAGGCGUUACAGAAUUUUACCUUCUAGCGGCCAUGUCUUAUGACCGCUAUGUUGCCAUCUGCAAACCUCUGCAUUACCCCAUUAUUAUGAGCAGCCGAUUAUGCUACCAACUUGUACUCGGCUCUUGGAUAACUGGAUUCCUAGUCAUCUUUCCCCCUUUGGUCAUGGGACUCAAGCUGGAUUUCUGUGCUUCCAAAACUAUUGAUCACUUCCUAUGUGACAGUUCUCCUAUCCUGCAGAUCUCUUGCACAGAUACUCGAGUAAUAGAAUUGAUGGCCUUUAUUUUAGCUGUGGUAACACUUGUGGUCACAUUGUUGUUAGUGAUCCUCUCAUACACAUACAUAAUUAAAACUAUUCUAAAAUUCCCUUCUGCUCAACAACGAACAAAAGCCUUUUCCACCUGUUCCUCACACAUGGUUGUUGUCUCCAUUACAUAUGGGAGUUGUAUGUUUAUGUACAUGAAACCCUCAGCAAAAGAAAGGGUGACUUUAACUAAAGGGGUAGCUGUGCUCAAUACUUCUGUUGCCCCCUUACUAAACCCUUUCAUUUACACCCUAAGGAACCAACAGGUGAAAGAAGCCCUCAAGGAUUUGCUUCAAAGAGUUUGUUAUUUUCGAAAUGUGACAAAGUAUUGA
Messenger RNA from Chrysochloris asiatica (Cape golden mole), 948 nucleotides. RefSeq names its product olfactory receptor 6C6-like. The transcript has a single exon. Gene Ontology annotation, biological process: G protein-coupled receptor signaling pathway. The record is from RefSeq and is a predicted model, not a curated record. NCBI's taxonomy places the organism in Eukaryota, Metazoa, Chordata, Mammalia, Afrosoricida, Chrysochloridae. The coding region runs from base 1 to 948 and encodes 315 amino acids. Gene Ontology annotation, cellular component: membrane. Gene Ontology annotation, molecular function: G protein-coupled receptor activity; olfactory receptor activity.